AUGGCUUCACCAAGAAUGACCACAACCACAACUGAUGACAUUACAAAUAAUGCUGCGUCUGUUGCGCAAGAAUUACCCUCACAACAACCAGAUCAUCACAUUGACACCACAGAAAUUGGGUGGUUGUUCGUGCAAGAGUAUUAUACGUUCAUGCAUAAGGAGCCGCACAGGUUACACUGUUUCUAUAAUGUAAAUUCAAUCUAUACAACUGGCAAAGAAGGUGAAACGGUGAAGACUUGUCACGGACCACAGGAAAUUAAUAACAAGAUAAUGGAGUUUGGUUUAAACGAUACAACUGUACUAGUUACAAAUGUCGACAGCCAAGCCUCAUUAAAUGGUGGGAUUGUAAUCCAAGUGUUAGGACAAAUGGCGAACAAGGGUGAAGAAUCUCGCAAGUUCGCACAGACGUUCUUCCUCGCCGUGCAGCCAAACGGGUUCUUUGUCCUGAAUGAUAUUUUGCGAUUCCUUGCGGACGAAGUAGAAGAUGAAACACGCGAACCGCCGGUUGAGGAUACCCCGUUGCCCGUCGAGGAGGAGACAACCGAGGAGAACAAUAACGUGGUUCUUCCUGAGGAGAAACCGUUGGGCGAAGAAUCAAAUUCACCCACCGGCACUUUAGUAGAUGAACCGAUCAAUGAAAAUUCUCAUGUACAUCGUAACAUUCAGCUUCAAGAGAAUACUGCUGCUGAGGUUCAACAACAAAAUGAGCAUCCAGCUGCUGAGGAGCCAGCUCCUGAAACAGUAUCAGUCUCGCCUUCCAAAGCAGUUGAGCAGGCUCCAGUGAAUGAGCCUCAACCAUAUAUUGUUGAUCGCUCCGUCUCACCUAAAAAUCAGGGAGCACCUGCAAAUCCUACCUCCUCAAAAAACAUUCCUCAACAAACUGCUUCUAGCCAGGCUGUUACAGAUCAACCUCAAACUCAAGCAUUGGCCAACAAGUCUCCUAAAACCGUGCAAAUGAGCCCGCCGCCCAAGAAUAACAAUAUUAAUGGUAAUCAAAAACAAGUACCACAAAUUGCUAAUACUCCAUCAGCCACCACAGCCGUCAGUAACGUUCCUCAAACUGCACCUGUUCAACCAGCUCAACAGCACUCUAGUGAACAAUCUCAAAAGGCAGCUGGUUCUACACAACAACCGUCCACUGGUAAUGAAGCGAAUGCUCCUCAAAAAAAGACUUGGGCACAUUUGGCCGCGAAUAAUCGCGACAAAUGGAGUAAUCAACUUGCUCCAAUUCCUGCUCACGUCGCAUCUGCGCCAGUUCAAACUUCCAAACCACAACAACAAUCCAUGGGACAAUCUGGUCGCGACCAAAUGAACCGACGUCAGGACGGUCAAAGAGGAGAUCCUCAAUUGUCAAUCUACAUCAAAAAUGUGACCGAAUCUAUGCCAUACGAUCAACUAAGAAAUGCAUUCUCACAGUUCGGAGCACUUAAAAACCUGGAUGUUGUUUACCCGAAGAGCUGUGCCUUCGCAGAAUACACUACAGCUGAUGCUUGCAACCGAGCCCUAGCUGCUCAUCAGGUAACAAUUGGAAACUCGUAUGUAAUCACUGAAGCCCGGCGCAAACCUAUCGGCCAGCGAAAUAUUUCUGAUAAUCGUAACCAGGGCGGAUAUAAUCAGAGAAACUCUUAUCAAAACCAAAAUGGCAUGAAUAAUGCAGGUCGCCAAGGAGGACGACAACAAGAUCGCCGAAACUCGGCUACCCAUGUAAAACAAUCACCAUAA
Messenger RNA from Ambispora gerdemannii, 1722 nucleotides. Lineage: Eukaryota; Fungi; Glomeromycota; Glomeromycetes; Archaeosporales; Ambisporaceae. The record is from the annotation of a GenBank genome assembly.